CACUUGUUGUUACGCUGCACGACUUGCAUACAAAGUAACAGUGUUUGUAUGCGUUGUCCUUCCACGCCACACACACACCUUCCAAUAAAUCCCUCGUUUCUCUUGUAUCUUCCGUGUUCCGCAAGUCCCUUAUUUGGGGGGCGGUCUUGGGUUGGCAUCUUACUGCAUUAGCGAUUAUCGUAUUUGCAGCCGGUUGGUAGACGUGGAUUAUUUAAAGAGGAAAUAAGGACGUCUGGAGCGUUAACUACUUGAGAUUGCUUUGCUGUUUUGUGUAAAAAGAAAAGAAAAGGGGAAUAGUGUUAUAGAACGACAACUUCGCACUCUCUGUUACAAGAGUUUCUCUUCACACCAACAAGGCUGAAUCGAUCUUUUUGAAAGUCACGGCUACCCGUUCCCCUUCCCCCACCCACGCCAUGCCGAGCCUCGAAGCAGACGACUCGGUCUUCACGCACACCAAUGACAAACUAGCCUUUGCAAAGCCCCCCCGAAUCCUCAUCAUCGGGGCUGGAAGCCGCGGCGCCGCCUACGCCGACGCAACGUCCUUGUGCUCGAACGCCGUCAUCGCCGCAGUAUGCGAGCCCAACGACUUCAAGCGCGCAGAGUUUGGGCGCAGGUACAUGUGGGGACCUGAUGGCGAGGCUACUCCCGAGCAAAGUUUCAGCGACUGGAGGGAGUGGAAAGAGUAUGAGAUGCAACGACGACAGCGGGAAAAGAAUGGCGAGGAAGGCGUCGUGAAUAAAGGCAUCGACGCCGUGUUUGUUUGCGUCCUAGAUGAGUUGCAUGAGGAGGUUGUGUGCGGGAUUGCAGAUAUGGGGCUGCAUAUUUGCUGUGAGAAGCCCAUGAGCACGAGUUUGGAGAGCUGUGUGAAGAUGUAUCAGGCGCUGGAUAAGGGCGCGAGGGAGGGGAAAGAAACAAUUUUUGGGAUUUGCCAUGUGUUGAGGUAUUCGCAGCAUAAUAUGUUGCUGAGGCAUUUGCUGCUGGAUGAGGAGGUUAUUGGGGAUGUUAUGAGUAUUGAGCAUGUUGAGCCGAUUGGGUGGUGGCAUUUUAGUCACAGCUAUGUGAGGGGCAACUGGAGGAAAGAGUCCAAGACUGCGCCUUCCUUACUCACAAAGUCAUGUCACGACAUUGACUUUUUGAUGUGGAUGUUGUGUUCACCUGGUGCGACUGCAAAAGACGCGGUGCCCCACCUUCCUUCCUACGUCACCUCGACUGGAUCACUCAAAUUCUUCCGCAAAGACCGGAAGCCAAAGGCUGCUGGAUCAGCGACCAAUUGUCUAUCCUGUGCGCACGAGCCAAACUGUGACUGGAGUGCAAAGAAAAUUUAUCUUGAGGGGCAUUUGAACAAUGGCAACGCAGAUUGGCCGGUCAAAGUUGUCAACCCGGAAAUUGAAGACAUGUUCAAGACGGCUGGGAAAGAGGUUGCUGGCAAAGCACUGCUCAACAGCCUAGCCGAAGACUAUACCGCUGAUACUCCGGCCAGCAAAGUGGACGAACGAUCGUGGUUUGGUCGGUGUGUGUGGGAGUCGAGCAAUGACGUAUGUGACGACCAGUGCGUGACGAUCACAUGGGACGAUGAUCCGAUAGCAAAGGAUGAUGAGGGUCUGCCUAUACUGCGUGGCCGCGGUGCAAAGACGGCACAAUUCCACAUGGUGGCUUUCACAGAGAAGCAGUGCGAGCGACGUGGCCGCAUAUACGGCACAGAGGGCGAGAUUGAAUAUGACAGCAGAGAGAUCAAGGUGUACAAGUUCGGUACUGGACAGACAAAGGUCCACAACCCAUAUGUGGCAGGUGGUGGUCACGGGGGCGGCGACGAAGGACUUGCGCGGCAGUUUUUGCUGGCAGUUGACGCUGUGGAUUCAGGCGCCAUGGCCGCGGCAGACGCUCAGCGUAGAUACCUCGGGUGCGACUUGAAUGAGGCUUUCCGUAGCCAUGCCAUGGUUUUUGCGGCUGAAGAGGCCCGAACGAAGCGCCAGGUGGUGGAGUGGAAGAGGUGGUGGGCUGACCGGGUGGGGUCGCACUUGGACCAGCGGUAACGUGGGUGGCAUGGGGGCAUGGGGGCAUGGGUUGUUGCAUGGAAUCAUGACAAUUGAUGCCAACGCUGGUCAGCAUGGCGGGCGCGUAGAAGGGCGAAGGGCAUGACAUGGCAUGAGGCUCUUGCAAAGCUUGGGUUCACGGGGUUCAUGUCAUGGGAAGACGAAAUGAAGGCUGUGCAGUCUCGCGCCAAUCCGCUGCCAGCGCUCCAUGAAGCAGUCCUGACCCCAGAGACGUUUGACAGGUAGAGCUCCGCUUUCAGGAAAUUAAUGGCCUUUUUGACCGUAGUGAUCCGACUCGCUCAGGCUAUAUUUGGG
This is a messenger RNA of Bipolaris sorokiniana ND90Pr, 2348 nucleotides long. RefSeq lists its product as uncharacterized. The record is from RefSeq and is a predicted model, not a curated record. Lineage: Eukaryota; Fungi; Ascomycota; Dothideomycetes; Pleosporales; Pleosporaceae. Gene Ontology annotation, molecular function: nucleotide binding. The transcript has 2 exons. Bases 414 to 2033 code for a protein of 539 amino acids.